AUGGCAGCAUCAGCUUUGGUAGUACUCGAACCUAAAUCAUUAAUUCGUCCAACACAUUGGUCAAAAGAAGUUGAAAAUGCAUAUCGUUUUCAAUUAGCUGGUUAUAGAGAUGAACUGGAAUAUAAACGUAUUCGUCAAGUAGCAGAAAUUGAUAUAUGGCCUGAUAGUGGUUUUGUUAAAAAAUUACAACGUCGAAAAGAUGGAUUUUUUUAUUAUUUUGAUAAACUUCGUGAAUGUCCAGAUAAAGAAAUAAACAAAUGUAAAAUAUAUUCAUAUUAA
Messenger RNA from Rotaria sp. Silwood1, 279 nucleotides. Lineage: Eukaryota; Metazoa; Rotifera; Eurotatoria; Philodinida; Philodinidae. The record is from the annotation of a GenBank genome assembly.